Messenger RNA from Eriocheir sinensis (Chinese mitten crab), 1380 nucleotides. RefSeq lists its product as uncharacterized. The record is from RefSeq and is a predicted model, not a curated record. The coding region runs from base 1 to 1080 and encodes 359 amino acids. NCBI's taxonomy places the organism in Eukaryota, Metazoa, Arthropoda, Malacostraca, Decapoda, Varunidae. The transcript has 3 exons.
AUGCCCCUUAUCAGCAGCUUCAAACAGCGGGACGCAUCUCAAACACCGGUCAAGAAAAUGAUCAGGUUCAACUUCCAAAACCUGAACACUUUCGUCAAAAUUCGUGAGCUGUACUGUGCCUACGACUACUGCAAGUAUGGCUUCCCUCUCUCCAGCAUUCGUCCUGAGCUGAAAAGCCUAAAGGAGAGAGCAGUGGAGCCACAGGAAGAGCCAGCAAAGGAAGCAGUAAACAAACUGACAGAGGCUAAGAAAACAGUUACAGAGGAAGCAACAGAUUCAGCCAACAAAAUCAAUGAGCCACAACAUCUCACAGGGAUCCUCAAGAAAGGAAAGACGGCCAGCACCGCUCAUAAAUGUGUGCGCUUUAACUUCCAGAACCUGAACACUUUCGUCAAGGAUCGUGAGCUGUACUGUGCCUACGACUACUUCAAGUAUGGCUUCCCUCUCUCCAGCAUUCGUCCUGAGCUGGAAAGGCGAAAGGAAAGAACAGUGAAGCCACAGAAAGGGUCAGCAAAGGACGCGGUAAAGAAACACAACACACGACACCAGCAAACAGUUGGAGCAGCUCGCUGUGCACAAAUGAAUACCACUACUGAAGGGAAGUCUCCUAAAGGUAUCCUGAAGAAAGAAAAGAUGCCACGGUCCACCUGUCCAGGACACGUGCCCUUCAACCUUGGUAACCUCCGCGCCCCCGUUAAGGAACGUGAGGUGUACCGUGGCCACGACACCUUCAGAUACGCCGCGCCGCUCCAAGUCACUCAGCCUCCCAACUUUACCUCGAGGCCUUACCAGCAGCCCGUUAGAUCCGCCUCUAACUCGCUGCGUGGCGCACCUCGGCACCUCGCGAGGCCGGCACAGCGGAGCAACGACUCCUUCCAGCAAAACAGUGGCUGGUAUGCUGCACACAACUACACCAACAGCCGCCACUCACAGCACCGCCAGCACAACGCCAGCAGCCACGUCCCGCCCAGAUACGAAACAAGGCAUUUCUACGAGGGACAGACACAUCGGGGCACCAACUCCCGCAGCAGAAGUCGUGCCAAGAGAGGCGCAAAGCCGAGUGGUGGCGAGUUUCUGUGAGCACCGGGCGAGUACACAGCGUCGUGAUCAAACUCAAAUGUUCAGCGACGUACAGGUGACGUACAUUCCGGGUGCAUUUCUCAACACCCGCUGAACAGUAACUGUCGCUGACUGGUGAUAACAGAGACUGAGGAGUGCCAAGAAGCACCACAAUCACACUGAGAGGAACGGCUCGCCAGCUGACUAAAAUCACCAUGCAGAGGAACGCAUCCCAUGGAACGGUGCCACUUCUACGGAACAAAUUGUUCAAGAGUGUCGCAUCUGUGGGGAGUGUUUGGACGCAUGUGUGUGCUUACAUUU